GCGGAGUAAUUUUGUAAUAUGCAUAUCAAUGAUGCGUAAGUACUCUGAAAUAGUCAUACCAAGACGUGAAGGGAACAGUUGCCAAGUUGUCACCGAAAUUGGACAUACUGGAAUAGCUCAACCUCCUGACAAUUCAGUGAAGAUGGAUAAAAUGUGCAAACACUGUUACGUGGAUAAUUCACAUGUUCUUCAACAUUGCAUGUAUGAAACAGAAUCUUCAUCACCAGCAUCUCUCCCAAGUGAUGAUAUUUGGAAGAAGUUUGAGUUGAUUCCAACACCUCCUCGCUCACCAGAAAGAGAAGAACCGUUUGAAAUGGAUUUAAGCUUGGAUUUAGAAGAUAUGAAUUUCCCAUUUGAUGCAAAUUUCUUUGAAAGUGAGGAUUUUAAUCCGAAAGAAACUUUUGCCGAGUCGCCUCCGUCACAAUUGUGCUCUAAAUUAAUUCAGGAUUGUAUGUGGUCUGGAGAUACAUUUUCUUCCAGUGAGCAGAAGGAUAAAACAUCUUCAUCUUUUGACAUGAAAACUGUUGAUCCAAUGGCAGUUUUUCCAUGUUCAGUAACCAACAAUACAAACAAUUCUCACAGCAUUAUGGGCUACUUGAGUGAAACAAAGCUUCACAGUCUUGGCACAGAAACACCUUCAGAUUCAGAAGAAGAAAUUGAUGUUGUCACCGUUGAAAAACUGCAACAGAACUCAACAACUGCUGGACCAACUAUCAACAAGUCAAAUAUUCAGACAAGGAAUAUAAAAACACAAAUUAAAAUUGAAAAGAACAAUGGAGAGAAAGUGGAAAUAAUUCCUUUAAAAACAACAACAUUAAAAAUCCGAGUAGAAACACCAGACUUGCACAAUUAUAGUUUACCACAUUCACAUCAACCUAAACGUGUGCGGUCUUAUCCAGUGUCUCCAUCACAUUCACCAUUACCUCAGAAAAGGACUAAAAAGGAUUUAAGUGUGCCUGACUUCAAACGUGUUUGUCAAAAAUUACGUGCAAGCAAAAGUUCUUCGGACUCAGAAGAGUGUAUAAGUGAAGGUGGAAAACGGACACAACACAAUGUGCUUGAAAGGAAACGAAGAAAUGACUUGAAAUACAGUUUCUUUACAUUACGUGACAGUGUCCCAGAACUUAGUAACCAGGAACGUGCUCCUAAAGUGCUCAUUCUAAAGAAAGCCUCAGACUAUGUACAUUCUUUGAAUGUAGACAACAAAAGACUAGAAAGUGAAAAGGCUACUUUGUUAGCAAAACAGCAGAAAUUGAAACGGACUUUAGAAAUUCUACAGGAUAGUGACUUUUUCUGAAUUUUGUAAAUUUAUAUUCAAUUGAUAGGGCAAGAUUGGGUCAAAACUGAAUAAUAUGUCUAAGGCAGAGUUUAUUAGAGAUUACAUUCUAAAUUCUUUGCCAGUUUUGAUCACUAUAGAUGAUUUUUGCUGCAAAUAGCUUGUUAACAUUAUUAAUCCCCAGUUUGUGUUCAUUAAUAUAUAUCCCAGGAUGUAUUGAAGGGUGUGGCAUUUUUUUCUUGUGCAAAUAUAUACAAUAUUAUCACUGCCAAAGCAGAGCAUUUAUUUUCUUUGUCCAUUAAGAUUUUCAAACUACUUUUUUGUAUCUGACCAAUUAUGUCUAGUAAAAGAUUAACAUAUGGUUUUUUUUGUUAAUUCAUUCUAUGCUCAUGUAAAAAUUGUAUCUUACAAAAGUAACAUGAAGGAAUAUGUUAAUUAAAAUUAAAGUUCAAUAUUUUUCUGUUCUAAGAAGAUAAUUGUGCAGUUUUAUGAAGUUGUUACAGAAAAUGAAGAAAUUCCAUAUGUUAAUGUGUGUUAUGAAGUAGUUGAUAUUUUGUUAGGUUUGAAAAAUAUUUUAACAUUUGUUGAGUCCUUUUUGACUAGAGUUUUUCACAUUUACAUGAACAUGUAUUUGUUUGUAUUAUACAACUGCAAAUAGCAGUACUUGUUUUUUUUUGUUUAAAUGGCUUCAGAAUGAAAUAUUUUAAUUUAAAAUUCAUUUUAUUUCUUUGACUGAUUAAAGUAUUUCAUGAGACUUUGUAAUUUUGGUAAAACUUCAAUAAUUUUAAAAAGAAUUGAGAUGUAAUUGUGGCCAUUGUUUUAAUUGAGGAAAUACAAAACCUUUGAGAUACAUGGAUUUCAGCUAAAUGUGUGGCUUUAUUUAAUUGGCUUCAGUUGUGACAAUAAAAGAUUUGCAAACUUUAAAAUCCUAUUGACAGUCCUUAAAAUCAGCUAUUGAGCUAAGAUAAGUACCAUUUUAUGGUGUUGUUUUAAUCAUCUUCAAAAAGAAUAAUGCUACCAUAAAUUUUUUCACAUGAGUACUGUUUGAUACUUCAAUAUAUUUUUGGAUAAAACUGAUUAAAAUUAUUUUGUAAUUAAGUUUGGUGUAUGUAUUCCUAUUCAAUACUGAUGCCAACACUGUAUAUAUUUUAUUUUCUUAUAACAGCAAAGGAGAAGCUGCAACUAUUUGUUUGGUUUUUUUUUUUAUUGGAUACUAUUCUUAUCUUUUCAUAUGUCAAGAUUGAAAUUUUAAUUAAAAAUUUUGAAGCUUUAAA
This is a messenger RNA of Mytilus trossulus (common blue mussel), 2550 nucleotides long. Its product is annotated as N-myc proto-oncogene protein-like. Gene Ontology annotation, biological process: regulation of transcription by RNA polymerase II. The transcript has 3 exons. The record is from RefSeq and is a predicted model, not a curated record. Gene Ontology annotation, molecular function: RNA polymerase II cis-regulatory region sequence-specific DNA binding; DNA-binding transcription factor activity, RNA polymerase II-specific; protein dimerization activity. Lineage: Eukaryota; Metazoa; Mollusca; Bivalvia; Mytilida; Mytilidae. The coding region runs from base 29 to 1297 and encodes 422 amino acids.